Durusdinium trenchii is the source of this 1269-nucleotide messenger RNA. Lineage: Eukaryota; Dinophyceae; Suessiales; Symbiodiniaceae. The record is from the annotation of a GenBank genome assembly.
AUGACCGAAGCCAUUAACGCGGCCAUGGUGACACAUGCACUCUUGGUAGCUGAUGCGGCGAAGCCCUUCUUUGAGGUUCACUUGGCAUCCUUUGGUGGGGCCUAUGCAAAGUUGCUGGAGCAAUCAGAGUUUCAGUAUCAUGCGCUGUCACCUCAGUGGACCGAAGAACAAAGUAAGGCCAUCUACGCCGCAGAUCAGUUUGAGUCCUUCUCAAAUCCCUACACCGAAGUGCUACACGAGCAGAUCGCUUCUUCACUUCACUUGUAUUCAACCAUCCGGCCCAGUGCGGUCGCGGCCUUCUUCGUCUUAUCUGCCAGCAUCUCUGCGCGCAUUGCGAGACUUCCGCUCUUUGUGGAUAUGAGUAUGACGCGCGAAUAUGCCACGGAGCCCAAGGCCAUCGCGGCUUCGAUUGCAGAUGAUGGAGUGGUCACCAAAAUGGGCCUUCGGAUGACAAUGUCGCAUGUGGCAUCAUGGUUGAUGAAGCGAAUGACCUUCAUCGCUGGUCCAUUCGAAGCUGCCGCAAGGGAGUGGAACAUCACUGGGAUUCAUUUGAUUUGGGAUUUGAUGGAAGGCGACUAUACGGUGAUCUCCGAUAUUCCCUCCUGGGUUGGAGUGGAUGAGAAGAAGCUUCCUCCUCAGGUGACUUAUGUCGGGCCUUUGUAUGGCAAGCUGAAGAUGGAGAUCCCACCAGAAGUGAUGGAGCUCAGAGAGAAGGCUACCCAAGAAGGGCAGCCCCUCAUUUGGUUCGCGAUGGGCUCCUCGGGGCAACCGCCCUUGGUCUUGUCGAUCCUCCGAGAACUUCUUCGGCAACAACCGACGUGGUUCGUCAUUGCGCCGGUCCAUACGCUGUUGAAAGGUGUGGGAAUCGACAGCGCUGAUCAGCAUGCCUUGGUGGAAGCGGGGCUGGCUUCAGACAGACUCUUCAUUCCAUCAUCCUUACUUCCAUCGCACCGAGUGGAACCCCUUUGUGACGCUGCUCUGACCCAUGGUGGGCAAGGAACUGUUCACACGAGUAUGUGCUCUGGAGUGCCUUUUGUCGGUGUGGGCAUGAUGCCGGAACAGGAUCUGAAUAUCCGUUUGGCCGCUGAAAAGGGGAUGGCCCUGCAGGCCAUGAAGACGGAUCAUCCAUCUCAGGUUGCUGGAUUGAUGAAACAGCUGGUGGAAUCGAAGGAGAUGCGUGUAAAGGCAUUGAAGAUCAAAGAGCAAUGCCAAGAAUUCACGGGCGAACAUGCCUUUGUCAAUUUGAUCCGUGAAGUAACGAAAAGCUGA